UGACUUUCGAAAAGUGAACUACCAUUCUACCGCUGACGCGAAACAAACAGCCGUUACAUCUCCCAACAAGCAGUUGGGGACUCUCAGUCAAACUUUUGGUCAAUGAACUACCAUUCUACUGCUGACGUGGCAUCCAUCUCUACUACUCUUCUCUUUUUCUCUGCCAAGUUAGAUGCUUCCGUGGUUAAAACGUAAUCUUCUAUAAUCCCGGUUUCACGGUCCAUUCUCUCACACGACGGCCUGUUACGAAUGCCACCACCACAGCCUCCCUUGGACCUUGCACCUCAGUCGGAAGUUCCAAUCAUCAAGUCACCUGUUAGAAAUCAACGGCUGAAGUUCUUCCUCUGAUUAAAUUUAAAUUUAAAAUUAAAUAGACCUUGCCGUGACAUUUUCUUUUUAGCUUUAUAAAGAAAACAAAAAAUUUGCCAACUGCCUUAAGCAAAAUGUCGGUUUUGUUUCGUUUUCUUUUCAUCCAAACAGAAACCCAGCCCCAUCCUCCCAAAAAGCAAUGGUUUUUUUCAUUCAUUUGAAAAAAUUUCUCGGGUUAUUUUUUCUUUGAAUUGAAAAACAAAUUACAAUUCUCUGAUUUUCUUCGGGAACAUUGUGACAACAGGUUAUCGAUACUCUAGCUUUUCUUUGAGUAUUGCGGCUUGUUUUCCUUCGCCUUUGUUUAAUUCAGUCAAUUAUUAACUGCUUUUUUUUCGAUUGCAAUUAGGGCUAAGUAGUUUUCUUGAUUGGUUGCUGGGAAAACCCAGGAAAACGCGGUUUUAAGUGAUCGUAUGUUUUUAGCAAAAUAUAAUUUCAGUCGUGGUCCCCUAGGCUUCUUUCUUUUCCUUUUUUAGGCAAGCAAUCAAUUUUCAUGUUAGGACUGUAUAGUGGAAAUGAGCUGAGAAAGGAUAAUCGCAUUGUAAUGUGGUAAUUUUUGUGUGCUCAUUCUGGGGCAAUCUUGUGGCAACAAAAGAAGGGCAAUUGUUCUUUGCAAAAGUGGUAGUUUGACAGCAGUGGUAUUCUUACAAUUUGCAGAAGGAAAACAUAUAUUGAGCAACUGAAGAACAAAGCUUGGUAAAUGUAUAUCUUGCCUUAUAGAUUCUUCUGCAACUUAAGAUUUUGAUCAGCACGCAUUGGUUUCUUGGACUGUUGAAUAAGAUUCUUGCCUACUACUGCUCCAUGGGAUGGCGAGGUGUCUUCUAUUCUUCACUUUUCCUUCUCACCCUAGUCGAAUCAUCAAGCAGAUCAGAGAAAAUAUUGUUGCCAUACCUGGGCGCACAGAAAGCUGUAGAAUUCAGCUGGCCUGUCUUCAGUGCAAGCAUAUUUGUGUUUGUUGCUCUUGUCCUCUCUAUGUACCUUAUCUUUGAGCAUUUAGCUUCUUACAAUCAACCAGAGGAGCAGAAGUUUUUGAUAGGACUCAUUCUGAUGGUUCCUGUUUAUGCCCUGGAAUCGUUUUUAUCACUGUUGGACUCUGAUGCCGCUUUCAAUUGUGAAGUAAUUCGGGACUGUUAUGAGGCUUUUGCAUUGUAUUGCUUUGAGAGAUAUUUGAUAGCUUGUUUAGGUGGGGAGGAGCGUACAAUUGAAUUCAUGGAAGGUCAGACACUAAUCACUGCCAGCACCCCUCUUUUAGAAGAUGCAUAUUCGUAUGGAGUUGUUGAACAUCCUUUUCCUUUAAAUUGCUUCCUAAAGGAUUGGUAUCUUGGUCCCAAAUUCUAUCAUGCUGUAAAGAUCGGAAUUGUUCAGUAUAUGAUAUUGAAGAUGAUAUGCGCACUGCUGGCAAUGAUUCUGGAAUCCUUUGGAGUUUACGGAGAAGGAAAGUUUGAAUGGAGAUACGGCUACCCAUACUUGGCUGUUGUUCUUAAUUUCAGUCAGACCUGGGCCCUAUAUUGUCUUGUACAGUUUUAUGCUGUUAUUAAGGAGAAGUUGGAACCAAUUAGACCACUGGCCAAGUUUCUGACGUUCAAGUCAAUUGUAUUCCUGACUUGGUGGCAAGGUGUUGCCAUUGCAUUUCUUUUCUCUAUGGGAGCUUUUAAGGGGUCAUUGGCUCAGGAAUUGAAAACACGAAUACAAGACUAUAUUAUCUGUAUUGAGAUGGGUGUUGCUGCUGUUGUGCAUCUUUAUGUCUUCCCAGCGGUAUCUUACAAGCGUGGAGAAAGAUGUGUUCGUAAUGUAGCUGUUAUGACUGACUAUGCUUCUCUGGGAACACCACCAGAUCCUGAGGAGGUCCGAGACUGUGAAAGAUCUACUAGGAUGCGCUUGGGUCGCCAUUAUGAGAGAGAGAAGCAUUUAAACUUUCCCCAGAGUGUUCGUGAUGUGGUCUUGGGAAGUGGUGAAAUUAUUGUUGAUGACAUGAAGUAUACAGUUUCACAUGUUGUUGAACCAGUUGAAAGGGGAAUUGCUAAAAUAAAUGAGACCUUCCAUCAGAUAUCUGAAAACGUGAAACGCCACAAGGAGGAGCGAAGGAGGAGCUCUAAGGAUGACAGUUAUCUUAUACCCUUAAAUUCAUGGAAUAGAGAAUUUUCUGAAGCUCGUGAUAAUCUUGUUGAAGGCAGUGCUAGUGACGGUGGUCUGGCCAAUGGGAAGAAAAAUCAUGUCCAUCCUAAAGCUGCGGCAUCCGGGAAACGAACUGCCAGAUAAUAUUUGCAGCUGUUUAUCGCCAUGGGAGUUAUCAAAAGGUAUUUGUUUCAUCAUGGUUUCUUUCUGGACAAUGUCAAAGAUACCCGGCAUGUGUAUGCAAAUUUGAAUCUUAGAUUUUUUUUUCCCACUUGCUCUUUUUAAAAUGCUACCUGUUUCUUGGGUUAAGAACUUGGGAGGGCAUGACCUCGAUACUUUCUAACAUCGGAAAUAUAUAGAGUAAGAUCCUGACUAAACUGCAAAAUUUUGCUGCAGUUUGGUGAAUGUAUAGAACUCACUUUUCUGAACCGGUGUAAAUUAUGAUGAUAUAUUCACUCCAUUAUAAAAGCAAGAU
Messenger RNA from Durio zibethinus, 2956 nucleotides. The record is from RefSeq and is a predicted model, not a curated record. Lineage: Eukaryota; Viridiplantae; Streptophyta; Magnoliopsida; Malvales; Malvaceae.